GACGCGCCCAAGCAGUGCCCGUCGCGGCCGGCCGGCCCCCUGCGCCCGGACCCCGGAGACCUCGCGUGCGCGCGGCUUGUCGACGACGAGACCGCGUUCGAGAGGCGCGAGUGGAGCCCCUGGACGUACCCGCCCGCGUGCGUGGGGCCCGAGGAGGCGGCGCAGCCCAAGCUGUGCGUGUUCACGUACCUCGGCCUGCGCGGCGAGUCGGGCAUCAGCAUCGUGACGACGCCCGAGGUCGCGGCCGCCGGGGUCGACGUCCUGCGGGACCGCGACCCGCUGUGGGCGGACUGGGCCCGCGGCGGCUCGCUGGCGGCCGCGCCGGGCCCGCCGCCGUACGAGGUCCGGGAGCUGGGGCGCAAGGGCCGAGGGGCGGUCGCGCGGCGCGCGCUCCGCCGCGGCGAGGUUGUCCUGGUCCAGCACCCGGUGCUGGUGCGGAUCAUGGACCACCGGCGGUGGGAGUACCGCGACACGAUGGCGCUGCUGCACCGCGCGGCUCUGCAGCUCCCCGCUGCUGAGAUCCGGCCGGUGAUGGACCUCGCUAGGUCCAAAGGCGGCUACGUCGUCGAUGACAUCAUUAACACCAAUGCUUUCGGCGUCCUCCUUGGCGGCCAGGACCAUUCCGCCUUGUAUCUCGACGUGUCGCGGCUCAACCACGCAUGUAAGCCAAACAUGUUCAGCCGGUUCUCGUCCGCGACGCUGGCCAUGGAGGUCGUCGCGUACCGCGACAUCGCGGCGGGCGAGGAGCUGACGUUUAGCUACACACCGCUCAACCUCCCAUCGGAGCCGCGACAGUCGCUACUGCGCGAGUGGGGCUUCAAUUGCACGUGCGCGCUGUGCGCGUCGGCGCGAGAGACAGCGGCGUCGGACCGCCGGCGGGCGAGGCUCCAGGUGCUGCUGGAGGAGCUGGACCAGCCGCGGGUGCGGACGCGCGCCGGGGUCGGUGCGCGGGUCGACGAGAUCCUAGCGCUCUGCGACCGCGAGGGGUUGGCGGCCCAGGUCGGCGACGUCUACGCGAUCGUGGCCGACGUCUACGCUGCCAUGGGGGACCUGCCUCUUGCCAGGCGCUACGGCGAGCGGGCGGUGGCCGAGCUCACACACUACGCGGGCCACGACCACGAGCGGACGCGGAACGCCGUCGCGUUUUUGGCCAAGCUGGGCGCGGAGGCGGGCGCCCAAGUCGACCGGGGGGGAAAGGGGAAGGUGAGCUGACUGGGCGCAUCAAGUGGCGCCCCGUCCCUCCAUCUCCUCACACACCCAUAGGUUUUUUGCCGGCCCGAGGUUUUACGCGCCCACUUGAGCAACUAUGGUGGAUAGAGGGCAGUUGGUGAAGACGGCAUAGGCACAGUAGCAUGUAUGUAGGU
Messenger RNA from Durotheca rogersii, 1364 nucleotides. RefSeq lists its product as uncharacterized. The record is from RefSeq and is a predicted model, not a curated record. The transcript is spliced from 4 exons. Lineage: Eukaryota; Fungi; Ascomycota; Sordariomycetes; Xylariales; Xylariaceae. Gene Ontology annotation, molecular function: protein binding. Bases 442 to 1212 code for a protein of 256 amino acids.